Messenger RNA from Arabidopsis lyrata subsp. lyrata, 1631 nucleotides. Its product is annotated as putative F-box/kelch-repeat protein At2g29780. The record is from RefSeq and is a predicted model, not a curated record. Gene Ontology annotation, molecular function: protein binding. Bases 93 to 1346 code for a protein of 417 amino acids. The transcript has 2 exons. NCBI's taxonomy places the organism in Eukaryota, Viridiplantae, Streptophyta, Magnoliopsida, Brassicales, Brassicaceae.
GUUUCAUUAUAAAUACACAACGUAACUGCUUCUUUCAAAAAUCUGAUUAGUCUCGCUUUCCGUUAAUUCGUUCCUGCUGACGUCACACGACGAUGGCUAUAAUCUCUGAAACUUCCGACGACGGCUCUAACGGUGGCGUACCAAACAAGAAAUCCGAAGAACUCCACAAGAACCCUAAAGAAGAAGAAGAAGAAGAAGAGAAUCAAAACGAGAAACCGAAAGAUGAAGAUCAAGAAGACGAUCAUCAAGAAGAAGAAGCAGAGAAUCUUCCUCCGAUACCUCGACGAAUCCCACAAGCACUCAUCAGAAGAACCGUCGCACUCAUCCGAAGAUGUCACUACCCGUCGCUAUCUCUCCUCUCUAAAGCCUUUCGUCGCGUAAUCUCUUCGCCGGAACUCCACCACAGACGCUUGAGUCUCAACCUAACCGAACCGAUUCUUUACGCUUUGAUCGGAUUCCCUUCUCAUGGUUUCCCGACCUGGUUCAUUCUCAACCAAAACAUUCCAAGAAACAUCCCAUUAAGACUGAGCCAAAUCGGUUCACUUCCUCCUAUGAAUCCUGGUUCUGCUGUGGUCACAAUCGGCUACAAGAUGUAUGUGAUCGGUGGAAUGAUAGGCCCAUUUAACCAUGUAAAGACUGUGUUUGUCAUCGACUGUAGAGUCCAUACGUGUAACUAUCUCCCAACUAUGCAUAGGGCUCGUUACCGUGCAGUCGCAGAAGUAAUUGACGGAAAGAUUUAUGUCAUCGGAGGUUGCGAGAAGCGGUAUGAGGAUUGGAUCGAAGUGUUCGAUGUAGAGAAUGGGACUUGGAGUACUGUUCCUGAUCCAUCCCCUUGGAAGUCUAGUUUGCCAGGAGGAGGGUUUGUGACAUCUGUUGUGAUGCAAAACAAGAUUUACAUUUUGGAUGAUCUGCGUGGUUUGGUUUAUGAUCCCAAUGAUGGUACAUGGGAGUCAUGGGAGCCUGAAACUAAGUUGAUGUCUUAUUGGAGCAAGCCGUGUUGUGUGAUUGAGGAUUUGUUGUAUAGUUUGGAUCCAUGGUGUGUUCAACGUCGGAUACAGGUGUAUGAUCCAAAUGGAAUGUUUUGGACUCCUGUGAUGGGUUUACAUGGUUUGCCUAAUCUGAAUUACUUCAAUUGUAAAAUGGCGAAUGUUGGUGGGAAGUUGAUGGUUUUGGGUACUACUGAUAACUCGGAUAAAGGUAUUUGGUGUGUAGAGAUUUGGUGUGUAGAGAUCGCGUUGGAAAAACGUGAAAGAGGUCAGAUUUGGGGGAAGAUCGAUUCAAUGGAGCGUGUGCUUAGAUCCAUGAACGCGGCUUAUAUUGAUCUUUGCCGCUCUGUUACGUUCUGAUGAUCUGUGGGUUGGUUGUUUCUUGCAGUGGAAGGUGAAGGAUCUUUUGAUUACAUCUACUAUUUUGAGCAGCUUGUUGAUUUCAGAGCAAAUAUGAAGAAAAAAGUGGUGCAGAAGCUGUUAUAUAUAUAUCUGACACCUUAUAGAGUAAAUCAUCUUUCUUUACCUUUGUGCAAAAAUGUGAAUACUCUUUCAGAAUUAGCCUCUUGUGUUUGUGUAGAGUCGGCCACUCUUUUGUACUAAAACUCUUACGAGACUUGUUGAAAUGCAUCUUUGGUUUAGCUA